AGUAAGGAACACGCUCACAAAAACAGUUGAUGUUCGGCCCAACGUUGAGAAAAAGGACGUCUGACGCUGCAGUUUAGAAAAACAUUUUUCUAAUCUGACUGUCAGUUUACCAUUGAAAGCAAGGAAACAUAACCAUUGUAGAAUCUCCGUUUUUGUAACAGCGUGGAUGCGAACGUGAGAACACCAUGGCCUCCCGAAAGAAGGUCCUCCUGAAGGUGAUAAUCCUUGGUGACUCAGGAGUUGGGAAAACUUCUCUGAUGAACCAGUAUGUGAACAAGAAGUUCAGCAAUCAGUACAAAGCCACAAUCGGCGCAGAUUUCCUUACCAAAGAAGUGAUGGUGGAUGACAGACUUGUGACUAUGCAGAUCUGGGAUACAGCCGGCCAGGAGCGCUUUCAGUCUCUGGGCGUGGCGUUCUACCGCGGGGCCGACUGCUGCGUGCUGGUGUAUGAUGUUACUGCUCCCAACACGUUUAAGACUUUGGACAGCUGGCGAGAUGAGUUCCUGAUCCAAGCCAGCCCUCGUGACCCGGAAAACUUCCCAUUUGUGGUGUUGGGCAACAAAAUCGACCUGGAAAAUAGGCAGGUGACAACAAAACGCGCCCAGGCAUGGUGUCAAAGCAAAAAUAACAUCCCAUAUUUUGAGACCAGUGCCAAAGAAGCCAUCAAUGUGGACCAGGCCUUCCAGACCAUUGCACGAGACGCUCUCAAGCAGGAGUCGGAGGUGGAGACCUAUGAUUUCCCGGACCAGAUCAAGCUAAGGGACGACAGACCGGCCUCGUCCAGCGACGGCUGCAGCUGCUGAGGGAAGAGUCAGGAUAGGAGAUAGGAGAUGGGAGGGGUGGAGAGGCUGGGGAGGGGGGGGAUACCACUGGAUCUUGAACCUGAAGAGACAGUUACAGCGGACAACGUUCCCUUCCAACACGAACCCUCUCGUCUGGCCAGGCUGCAGCUAACUGGGUGAAAACGAAACGACCAAGUAACCAUCCACCCCACUCAUCCACCCAACCAACAGCAACCUUCUCUGGAUUCCUGCUUUAAGCAGGGAGAAGGAGGAUGGUGAAAAACCCAGAAGAGCAAGACACCCAACAUGGUUAGGCAUUGACUUUCAGAGCAUCAUGUAUUAAGAUCAUUUCUGCAAAUCCAGCCGAAUUUAACCAUAGAUGUAGUAACUUCAUUUUAUUCUAUUGCACAUCAUCAUUCUGUAAUAUUGUUAGACGUCAAAACUAACCUAUUACUUCCCCCAUCUUUUUUUUUUUUUACCACCCCAGUACUUUUGAUUUUGCUCCCAAGUUUUUCCAUGUACUAAAUACAUCUGUUUCUUUUCCUGAUCUGUUCAGAAUGUCAGUUGGCCAUAGGCCUAGACAUGGAGACAGCCAACCAAGGUUUGAAAGGCCCAUGAAUAAUAAUAAAUGGUAGGAUCUAGCGUGGUUUUUAAACCGUUUAAGUGAAAUGACAUUGUUUAGGGAGGAAGUGUGACAAACAGGAGGGUGGAAGUGAAACACAGCCUGGGGGUGGGGUUGGGAAGAGACAGGAUGUGAGGACAUAUCUGCUGCCUAGUGACACGUCAAAGGUUAACCUUGUUGCUGUUGCUCUCAAUUUCCUGUUGACCUCUUGCAAAUUAAAAAGGCACAAUGUGUAGGAGGGUUUUAUCAGAAAACAUUUCGACUAAAGCAGGGUAUUUUAUGAAAAAAAAAACAA
Messenger RNA from Sardina pilchardus (European sardine), 1699 nucleotides. RefSeq names its product RAB7b, member RAS oncogene family (gene rab7b). The coding region runs from base 186 to 803 and encodes 205 amino acids. The record is from RefSeq and is a predicted model, not a curated record. Gene Ontology annotation, biological process: phagosome-lysosome fusion; endosome to lysosome transport. Gene Ontology annotation, molecular function: GTPase activity; GTP binding. Gene Ontology annotation, cellular component: late endosome; phagocytic vesicle; lysosome. The transcript is spliced from 6 exons. Lineage: Eukaryota; Metazoa; Chordata; Actinopteri; Clupeiformes; Clupeidae.